AUGCAUCCCUUCGACCCCAUUCGUCCAGACGAAAUCACCCUCGCCACAUCCAUCCUCAAGGCGUCUCUCCCCGGCAUCAGCCUCCGCUUCAAGGUCAUCGACAUCCAGGAGCCCAUCAAGCAGCAUGUCAUCCCCUACAUCGAGGCCGAGCGGACGGGCCAGCCUCUCCCCAAGCCGCCGGCUCGGCUCGUCUACAGCUACCUGCACCGCCUGGACACGCAUGCCUUCCUCAAGGCCGUCAUCAACCUCGACACAAAGGGCGUCGUCUCCCUCAAGGAGCUGCCCAAGCACAUCCAGGGCCCCGUCGACGUGGACGAGAUGAUUGGGCUCGAGACGGUCUGCCUCAAGCACCCAAAGGUCAUUGCCGAGAUUGAGAAGCUGCAGCUGCCCGACGGCGUCACCGUCUGCACGGAUCCGUGGAUCUACGGCACCGACGACGAGGCCGAGCACCGCCGGCUGGUGCAGUUUUACAUGUUCAUCGUGCCCGUGGCGCACCCGCAGUCGAACCACUACUCGCUGCCGUGUGCCUUUUCGCCCGUGCUCGACGCAAACUCCAAGGAGCUCGUCCGGAUCGACUACUUACCCACGGGCCGCGGCCACGACGUCUCUGAAACUCAGCCGUGGAAGCCCGUCAAGGCCGUCGAGUACGCCCACGAGCUGCUGGAGACGCCGCUGAGGACCGACCUGAAGCCGCUGAUUGUCCAGCAGCCCGAGGGGCCCUCCUUUUCCCUGGAUGGACACCUCGUCAAGUGGCAGAAGUGGCGGUUCCGCGUCGGCUUCAACUACCGCGAGGGCCUCGUCCUGUACAACCUCACCUUUGACGGCCGCAACGUCUUUUACCGCCUCGCCCUCUCCGAGAUGACUGUCCCCUACGGAGACCCCCGUCGGCCAUACCACCGAAAGCAAGCCUUCGACGUGGGAGACGUUGGCCUGGGCAUCACCUGCAACCAGCUCAGCCUCGGGUGCGACUGUCUAGGCCACAUCAAGUACUUUGACGGCUUCCGUAUCGACUCCGCGGGCCGGCCGGUGCAUCUGCAGAAUGUCAUCUGCCUCCACGAGCAAGACGCAGGCAUCCUGCACAAGCACACAAACUACCGCAACGGAGAGGCGACGGUGGUGCGGAACCGACAGCUGGUGGUGCAGAUGAUCUGCACCGUCUCCAACUACGAGUACAUCUUCGCCUGGGUGCUGGACCAGGCGGGCGGCAUCGAGUUCGAGGUCCGGGCCACGGGCAUCCUGUCGACGAUCCCGAUCGACGACGGCGAGGGCCUCAACCUGCCGUGGUCGACGCCUGUAGGGCCGGGCGUCUCGGCGCCGUACCACCAGCACAUCUUCAACCUGCGCGUCGACCCUGCCAUUGACGGCUUCAACAACACGGUGACAUACGAGGACAGCGUGCCGCUCGACCCGGAGCAGGACGGCAUCGAGGACCCUUUCGGCGUGGGCUACGUCGCGCGGACGACGGUGCUCGAGGCCGCGGGCUUCGCAGACACAAACGUCGAGCUGGGCCGCGUCUUCAAGAUCCGCAACGACGGCGUCGUCAACGCCAUCAGCCGCAAGCCCGUGGCCUACAAGGUGCAGACCGUCGCCAGCCAGCGCAUGCUCAUGUCGGCGCGCUCCUUCAACGCCCGCCGCGCGCGCUUCCACGAGCACGCCGUGUGGGUGACGCGGUACCGCGACGGCGAGCUGUUCGCCGCGGGCGAGUUCACCAACCAGAGCCGCGUGAGCACGGGCGUCGACGUCUGGGCCGCCAGGGGGGACGACGUCCGCAACCAGGACGUGGUGUUUUGGCACACCUUUGCGCUGACGCACAACCCGCGGCCGGAGGACUUUCCGGUGAUGCCCGUGGAGCGGCUGAGCGUGCACUUCAAGCCGGUUGGGUUCCAUGAGAAGAACCCGGCGCUGGACGUGCCCAAUUCGCAGCAGGGGGUGAAUAAGUCGACGUUGGUGGAGGAGGUGGCCAAGGAGGUCAAGGACUGCUGCAAGCUGUAAAUGUCCAAGACGGACAUUGUAGUGCAUGGAGCAUGCAGUCUUAUCACAUACCUAGGUUGAUGUUGACGUCGA
This is a messenger RNA of Trichoderma reesei QM6a, 2064 nucleotides long. RefSeq names its product copper amine oxidase. NCBI's taxonomy places the organism in Eukaryota, Fungi, Ascomycota, Sordariomycetes, Hypocreales, Hypocreaceae. Gene Ontology annotation, biological process: amine metabolic process. The transcript has a single exon. Gene Ontology annotation, molecular function: primary methylamine oxidase activity; quinone binding; copper ion binding. The record is from RefSeq and is a predicted model, not a curated record. The coding region runs from base 1 to 1992 and encodes 663 amino acids.